Messenger RNA from Manacus vitellinus (golden-collared manakin), 1548 nucleotides. RefSeq lists its product as uncharacterized. The transcript is spliced from 2 exons. NCBI's taxonomy places the organism in Eukaryota, Metazoa, Chordata, Aves, Passeriformes, Pipridae. The record is from RefSeq and is a predicted model, not a curated record. Bases 612 to 1535 code for a protein of 307 amino acids.
CUCCUCUCCUUCCGGACAAUCCCGUGGGAUCGGGAAUGCCGCUGCCUCCUCUCCUUCCGGACAAUCCCGUGGGAUCGGAGCCAGGCAGAGAGGAGGGAUCGGGAUUGGUGGGAUGGGGUGGGAGAGGGAUCCUGGAGCAUCCCUGGAUCCUGGCUCCGGGGGUGUAAACACUGGGAUCAGGGACAUUCCCACCUUCCCAGGUGUUAGGGAUGGGAUGGGAAGGAGCCACUUGGAGCAGGAACAUUCCCACCUUCCUGGAUGUUUGGGAUGGGAAUGCUGAGGAUGCUCCAGGUGGGGUUGAUGCAAACACUGGGAAGAGGGAAAUUCCCAAUUCCUGGAUGUUUGGGAUGGGAUGGGAAGGACCCACUGGAAGCUGGAACAUUCCCACCUUCCCAGAUGUUUGGGAUGGGAUGGGAAGAGAAGAUGGAUCCCAGAGCAUCCCUGUAUCCCUGGCUCCAGGGGUGUAAACACUGGGAAGAGGGAUCCUGGAGCAUCCUUGGAUCCUGGCUCCAGGUGUGUAAACACUGGGAAGAGGGAAAUUCCCAAUUCCUGGAAGUUUGGGAUGAGCUGGGAAGCAACCACUGGGAUCAGAGACAUUCCCACCUUCCCAGAUGUUUGGGAUGUGCUGGGAAGGAGCCACUGGGAUCAGGGACAUUCCCACCUUCCCGGCCGUGUCAUUCCCAACCAUAACCUGGAAUAUUCCCCUUCCUGCAUCCAGAGGGACGAGGAAUCCCCGGGAUUCCAUUCCCGGGUUAUCCCGGCCCUUGGGAGCGACACAGACCCCCCUGGGAAUGUUCAUUAUCCCGGGAAAAGCCUCUUUGGGAACGUCAUUCCCGCUUUUCCCGAGCCGGGAUUGGGCUCCCAUCCCUCUUGGAAUGCGGAUUUCCUGCCGAUAUUCGGGAAUUUUUUCCCUCUUGGGCACCUUUUUCCCCUCAAAAUCAUGGAUUAAUCCCAGAUUUUCCUUGGGAAUGGGAUCCUUUCGCUCUUCCCUUGUUUUCUGGGAAGAAGGAAUAACUGGGAAGAGCCUUUUCCCUCCUCUAGUUCGGGAAUAUCCCAAGGGAAUUGUCGCUUCCCAAAGGUUCGGAUCUACACAAAUCCCAUUUUCCAUUGGAAUUAACUCCCCUUUUCCCUCUCCCAGUUGGAUAAAAGCACGGAUUGGGAUCCGCCAGGGCUUGGAAUUCCGGUGGGAUCUCCUUCCCGCCCAAUUCCCUGGAAAACUCCCCCCCUUAUCCUUAAUUCUGGCUCCGGAAUUCCCUUUUCCCUUCCCCCUUUUUCCCCCCGGAGGAAGGCGGAUGAUCCCGUUUUCCAGGUACUGCAAUUCCCGGAAUUCCGAGAUUUCCCAGCCUUGGGAAUGGUUUGGAGGCUUCUCCCGUUCCUGCUGCUUCUCCUGGGAAUUUUGGGGGGGUUUCCUGGGAAUUUUGGGGGGUUCUCCGGCCUUUUUCCCGGCUCGUUUGGAGCUGAUCCCGCACUUUUCUCUUCCCGGGAUUCCCGAGGGUGGGGGUGGAUUUUCCUCCAUUAAAUCCCGUUGGGAAUAACGGGAGAGCCCUG